AUACGAUCAGCGCGUUCCGUUCAAUCAUUAACAAAAAUCCCGGGUUCCAAGUGUAAGCUAGGCGCUUCUGAAGUCAACCUGUUAUCAUUAUGGAUGCUUAAAGAAUAGAAGAGAAGCAGAAAGAAAAUUCUUUCGAAAAUUUUCAUAAAAUCACCAGAAUUGGAAGGUGCACACUCGCUGGGUAUAAAACCAAUGUUGAUAACUUUAGGACAAGAUUGUGAAGAUACAAUAGACUCACUAAGCCUUCAAUUCAAGUGUUUAAUAUUAUCAGAUGUCGAUGUUUGGAUCAGUAUGCUCUGGGAGACCUGGUAAGUAAAGCACAAACUUAGAAAUACUCAAGAAUGUAAUCUAACAAUCUCUCUAGUUCAACUUGCUGAACAGGUUGAUACCAAUAAAUAUGCCAUAAAUAUGGAGAAUGGUACCAAGAUAUCACAUGUUGCUAUAUUCCUACUACCAAACAUCGAGCUGGACCCGUCUUUUGCUGCAUUGAUCUUUUUCCAGCUACCAAACCAAGAUUUCAAACUUUUUGGUUCAAUAUCAGCAAGUAAACCAAGUGCUAUCUUCAAAUUAAAUAAUAGUGUUCAAAAUAGUCCACAAAUUAUGGAUGAGAUGGAUAUGGAUACUGAUCAAGCAAGUGAUCCAUUGAAUAACAUCACGGUGGGGAUCUCAAUUGAACCAGUUGCUGAUGCUGAAAGACAACUAGAAGAAGCUAAAGCUUUUGCUCAAUCUUCAAAACAAAAACAAUUAACUACAACACCAUAUAAUGGAAGCAUUAUGCCUUCAAACCCAAACACAACUGCUCUUUUGGCUGGGAAGAUUGUAAAACAUGCAUAUAAUUACCUAACGGGUUUCAUAGAUGAUCAGGGGAGAAUAAAUAUAAAGUAUUUUGAUACAUGGUGGGAUAAAUUUAAAACAAGAUUACAAAAUGAUCCUAAAUUUCUUGAUGCUACUCAAGAGUUGUAAAUUUAGAACAACGUCUCCCUCUAUGGUUGAUGAUAUGUGUUAUGAUAAAGAAUCAAUUUUAAUAUAACGUUUUAAUGUCCAUUCAGCAAGUGUAGAAGAGCCAUCUCGUUAUCUGUUUAAGCGACGAUUCAUCUAUAUU
Hansenula anomala is the source of this 1102-nucleotide messenger RNA. RefSeq names its product Opi10p (gene OPI10). The coding region runs from base 409 to 963 and encodes 184 amino acids. The record is from RefSeq and is a predicted model, not a curated record. The transcript has a single exon. Gene Ontology annotation, biological process: protein import into nucleus. Gene Ontology annotation, cellular component: nucleus; cytosol. Gene Ontology annotation, molecular function: nuclear import signal receptor activity. Lineage: Eukaryota; Fungi; Ascomycota; Saccharomycetes; Phaffomycetales; Wickerhamomycetaceae.